Ictalurus punctatus (channel catfish) is the source of this 7292-nucleotide messenger RNA. RefSeq names its product laminin, beta 1b (gene lamb1b). The record is from RefSeq and is a predicted model, not a curated record. Lineage: Eukaryota; Metazoa; Chordata; Actinopteri; Siluriformes; Ictaluridae. The transcript has 33 exons. The coding region runs from base 127 to 5451 and encodes 1774 amino acids.
CUUCUCCUCCCGGGAGCGUUUUCCUCGCGCUGAUUCUCACGCACAGCGGUUUGACUGUGAGCGCAUCCGCACUGAGUUAUGCAGCACGAGCUUUCACAAUAAACACUAAUCAAGCUGAAUGCAACAAUGUGGACUUUACAGUGUGCAUUGAUUUGGGCUUUGGGUUUAGCUGUCCCGGCACAGCUUCUUCCUGAAGCUAACAAUAUGUGUUCAGAGGGAAGCUGUUACCCUGCCACAGGUGACCUGUUGAUCGGCAGAGCUCAUCGUCUUACAGCCUCGUCCACCUGUGGACUCCACUCUCCCGAACCCUUCUGCAUCGUCAGCAACCUAGGGGCUGAGAAGUGUUUUGAGUGUGACUCUCGGGGACUCUACAACAAGGUCACACACCCCAAUAGCCACACCAUCGACAACGUGGUCACAACCUUUACUCCCAACCGUCUCGUAACAUGGUGGCAGUCUGAAAAUGGAGUAGAAACUGUGACCAUUCAACUGGAUUUAGAAGCUGAGUUCCACUUCACACAUAUCAUCAUGACCUUUAAGACGUUUCGUCCUGCGGCGAUGGUGAUUGAGCGUUCAUCAGAUUAUGGGCAGAGCUGGCAGGUGUACCGUUACUUUGCUUUCAACUGCUCCGCUUCUUUUCCAGACAUCUCCCAGGGUCCAGUCAAGAGUGUUGAUGAUGUCAUCUGUGACUCCCGGUACUCUACCAUUGAGCCUUCAACAGAGGGAGAGGUGAUUUUCCGAGCGCUUGAUCCUGUGUUUAAGAUCCCUGAUCCCUACAGCCAGCGAAUCCAGAACCUCUUGAAAAUAACUAACCUGCGAGUGCGGAUGAUGAAGUUGCACACCCUCGGCGAUGACCUGCUGGAUGGUCAAGAUGAAGUGAAGCAGAAGUACUACUAUGCUCUCUAUGAUAUGGUUGUCCGUGGCAACUGCUUCUGUUACGGCCACGCCUCCGAGUGUGCGCCGGCAGACGAUAGUGAGACGGGGCCUGAAGGCAUGGUCUAUGGUCAUUGUGUGUGUAAUCAUCACACUGCUGGCUUAAACUGUGAGAAGUGUCAAGACUUUUAUCAAGACACACCGUGGAGACCUGCAGAGGGCCGAAACACCAACGCGUGCAAGAGAUGUGAGUGUAACCAGCACUCAUAUGCGUGCCACUUCGACAUGGCGAUGUACGUGUCGUCGGGGAACGUGAGCGGAGGAGUGUGUGAUGAUUGUCAACACAACACACAGGGGCAGCACUGUGAGGGUUGCAAGCCCUUCUACUACCAGCAUCCUAACAGGGACAUAAGAGAUCCUCGCAGCUGUGAACCGUGCGACUGUGACUUACGGGGCUCACUGAACGGCGGUGUGUGUGACAGCGUGACAGACGUAAUGAGGGGACUUAUCGCUGGUCAGUGUCGCUGUAAGCAGAAUGUGGAGGGAGAACGCUGUGAUCACUGCAAACAAGGACACUAUGGACUUGGCCAAGACCUGCUAGGCUGCCUCUCAUGCAGCUGUAAUCCUCUGGGCACACUUCCUGGAGGAAGUCCCUGUGACACGGCUACAGGAAUGUGUUAUUGCAAACGCCUUGUCACCGGGCGAAACUGUGACCAGUGUCAGCCUCAGCACUGGGGCCUGAGCACAGAUAAGGAUGGUUGUCGGCCAUGUGACUGCGAUGUUGGAGGAGCUCUGAACAACGAUUGUUCUCCACAGACAGGGCAGUGUGUGUGUAGAGAGCACAUAUCUGGCAGACGUUGUGACAGCAUGAAGCCUGGUUAUUAUUUCGCUGCCCUUGACCACUACACUUACGAGGCAGAGGAAGCUGCAUUCGAUCCGGCUGUAACGGUGGUGGCGAGGCCUCUGCCUGCAGAUCGGCCCCCGACCUGGACUGGUAUUGGAUUCGCCAGCGUACCUGAAAGAGAAACAUUGGCAUUUACCAUUGACAACAUCCCACAGUCUAUGGAAUAUGACUUGUUGAUCCGCUAUGAACCUCAGUUGCCAGAUGUGUGGGAGGAGGUGAGGAUAGAUGUAAUACGUACUGAUCAACCUUCCCCAUCUGCACACUGUUCAGCUCCUUACGCUGACCAACAGACCACAUCACUUCCUCCAAGCUCCAGGUAUGUGGUACUGCCCAGGCCACUGUGUUUGGAAAAGGGCCAGAAAUACACAGUGAAAAUGAUCCUAGCGCUUUUUUCCUCAAACGAUCUCCAUGACCAGCCGCACAUACUGAUCGACUCUAUUGUGCUGUUGCCUGUGGUGCGAGAUCUGGACCUGGACCUGUUCUCAGGAGCAGCUGACAGGGAGGCAGCGUGGGAAAUGUUUCAGAAAUACCGCUGUCUCGAGAACAGCAAGAGUGUCCAGAAAAUUCCCAUGACCGACAUCUGCAGAGAAUACAUCUUCAGCGCAUCAGCCCUGCUGCACCAGGGAGCUAUGGAAUGUAAGUGUGACCCACUGGGCUCUCUCAGUAUGAUUUGUGAUGUUAAUGGUGGACAGUGCCCGUGCCGGCCAAAUGUGGUGGGCAGGACGUGCGACAGCUGCGCCCCAGGCACCCUCCAGCUCGGACCCUCCGGCUGCAGGCCAUGUGAGUGUGACCCGUUGGGCUCAAAGAACACUUUCUGCAAUUCGACCACAGGCCAGUGCUCGUGUUUACCUGGCGUUUACGGUCGUCAGUGUGCCCACUGUCUACACGGACACUGGGGCUUCCCACAGUGUCAACCCUGCUUCUGUAAUGGGCACGGGGAGCGCUGUGACCUUCACACAGGCCGGUGCUUGGAGUGCAGAGACCACACCACAGGAGACCAGUGUGAGAGGUGCGAUAGAGGUUACCAUGGCAAUGCGUUACUAGGCAGCAGCGACCGCUGUCGGCCCUGUAUGUGUCCAGAUGGCCCAGGGAGCGGAAGACAGUUUGCAGACACCUGCUACCAAAACCCCAACUCGCUCCAGCUCGUCUGUGUGUGUAGCCAAGGAUACAAAGGACCAAGAUGUGAGGAAUGUGCACCUGGUUACUAUGGCAACCCGAAGGUGUCAGGUGGACGGUGCCACCCAUGCCGGUGUAACGGCAACAUUGACAUGCAAGACCCGAUGUCCUGCGAUGCCAGCACUGGCACCUGUCUCAGAUGCCUGCACAACACUGAUGGCCAGGCGUGUCAGCACUGUCGCCAUGGCUACUACGGGGAUGCUAGCACUCAGAACUGCCAGAAGUGUAUGUGCCAGCUUUUGGGCACUGACAGCCACAAGUGUGUAAACGGUGAGUGUGAGUGUGACCAAGUGAGUGGGCAGUGCCCAUGUCUACCCAGUGUAGAGGGUCUGCACUGUGACCGCUGUGCCCCAAACACCUGGAAUUUCCAUAGUGGAAAAGGCUGCCAGCUAUGCCAGUGUCAUCCCACACACGCUUACAGCCUGUCCUGCGACAGGAUGUCCGGUCAGUGCUCCUGUAUGCCAGGUUUUGGUGGCAGGACCUGUGAGGAGUGUAGAGCUCUGUUCUGGGGUGAUCCAGAAGUCAGGUGUCAUGCAUGUGAUUGUGAUCCACGAGGCACCUCUACACCACAGUGUAACAAGUCAACAGGAGCAUGCGUGUGUGUGGAGGGCGCAGCCGGUCAGCGGUGUGACUCAUGUGGGCGGGGUUAUGUGGGAACCUUCCCAGAUUGCCAGCCGUGUCAUCAGUGCUUCCGUGAAUGGGAAGUCACUGUGGGCGAGCUGACCAAUCAGACGCAGCAGUUGGUGGACACAGUGGAAAACCUGAAAGUGACCGGUGUGACCGCAGCCUAUCGGGACACGAUAGACAGUCUGGAAGACGGAGCCAAGCAGCUCACUCAGAUACUAGAGGAUGACAAGGCUCAGCAAACUCUUAGAUACUCUCAAGAGUUUCUGCAGAAAGCCAAGAGUCUCACAUCUGAUCUGGACCGCUCUCUGAACCGCUCGGAGGUGGACGUACAGCAGGUCUCCGAGGAACACGGCAGUGUUGCGGAGGAGCUCAAAUCGCUUAGUCUGGAGACUCAGAAACAGCAAGAACGCUUUAAUAGCACACAGCAACAGGUGCUGCACAUCAAACACUCCGACCCAGUGGGUGCAGUAGACAGCGUUAAGGAAUAUUACCAGCAGUCAGUGGAGGCAGAGAGCCGAGUCAAUCAGGCCACCACAGACACACACAGCCCAAUGAAGCAAUCAGCUGGUCUACGGCAAGCCACAGAGGCCAAACUGGACACCGUGAAGGGAGAGUUUGACCUCAAACAACGGCUGGACUCUGAGAUACUGAACACACUGAACCAGGAGCUGGAGCAAGAUGACCUUCCACAACUCAGCCAGCAGGUGUGUGGUGGAGAGUGGAACCGAGACGGCUGUGGAGAAUGUGGAGGUUUGGGGUGUGUGGGUGAGGACGGAGAGCCUCAGUGCGGAGGACAGGACUGUAAAGGUGUGAUUACUCAAACUAACAACGCAUGGAAAAAAGCUAAAGACCUGGACAAGGACAUCAUGGACUCACUAAAAGAAGUGGAAAAGCUCCAAAGAAUAGUGUCCGCUGCUCAAGGACGUGCAGCUGAGAGUAAAAUCAGUGCACAGGACAUCCUGUCGAAGGCCAAUCAGAGCAAAGCAAGAGUUGAGCAGACCAAUCAGGAGCUACGAGAGCUCAUUCAGCAAAUACGAGACUUUCUUACAAGUGGAGCAGAUCUGGAGCGUAUUGAAGCACUAUCUGAUGAAGUUCUGAAGCUGAAGAUGCCGGUGGUUGCCGGCGAGCUGAAGAAUGUGACCACAGAGAUCCGGCAGCACGUGGACAGUCUGACCGGUGUGGACGACGUCCUGGUUCAAAGUGCUGGACAGGCACAAACAGCUGAGAGACUGCUGCAACAGGCACGCGUUAUCAGUGAGGAAGCUACACAACUGAAGGGGGAAGUAGACAAGGUGAAGACGAUGCUAAAUGAAUCCAAGCACGCUCAAUCUGCAGCAGAUGAGAGCUUGAAAGCAGUCAACAGUGACAUUGACUACACACAACAACAAAUAGCUAUGGUGGACUCCGAGAUGGGGAUGUCCGAGUUAAUGCUGAGUAACGCCACUCGGCGGUUGCUGGAUCUUAAGAGGAACGAGGGUGCGUUGCGACAGAAAACUCGGGAGACCUCCAACAGUGCAGAACUUGCUCAGAACAAGGCCGACUACACCUCUGAGGACACGGAACAAACCGAACGGACACUGAUUUUAGAGGUGCAGCCUAAAUACCAGUCGGCUCUGGGCCUGAUGGAGGAGAAAGCAGUUGGUGUAUCUGAUGCACGCCAAAGAGCAGAACAACUCCAGCAGGAGGCAAAGAACUUAGUGACUGAGGCCAUCAGCAAAUUACAGAAUCUAAACGAGCUGGAGAAGACUUUCGCGGUGAAUCAGAGGACUCUGGCAGAGAGAGCGCAGGAGGUGGAGGCGCUGGAGAAGGAAGCGCAGACCGUGCUCCAGGAGCUCAGCCAGAGAGUCACAGUAUACAGCACCUGUCAAUAAAUAAAUACAUAAUAAAUAAAUAAACAUCCCCAAAGAGAUGCAUUUAUAAACACCACAUUAUAGAUACUUUCUAACACUGAAUUACUUUAACCACGCCCCCACCUCCAUUUUUUUUUUUUUUUUUUUUAAAAUUAUCUAAUAAAAAAAAAUCAGCAGUAUUUUUUUUUUUGACACACACACACACACACACACACACACACACUUAAGUAUCUCUCAAAUCCUGGUCCUGGAGUCCCACUGCACUGCACAUGAACUGAAAUGAGCAAAAUGUAUUCAUAUGAGGUGGAGAACUAACUGACAUUAAUAAUUGAUAAUAAUAAUAAAUAAUUACUAAUAAAAACGGAUUUUUGGUCAAAAUGGUUACACUUGAAGGUUGAGCUUAACCCAAAUGCAGUUAUUCUCUUUCAGUUCGAAGAGGAUUUGUUUCCAACGUUGGCGUUCGGCAACUUAAAACACGAGCCCUGCGUCGAUUUCUGUCAUUUUUCAUGCAAUAUUCACACCAUCAAACAGCCAGACACACGAGACGUCCACGUGGAAGCAACACAUCUGAAAUCUUAAUAAAAGUCAUUUGUUCAUUAAAAAGGUGCGUCGAUGAACGUUUACGCAGGCACUUCCGUUACUUCCGACCUCCCGAGGCUAAAAUCAACCAGCGUCAUGCAUAGAUAAGAACACACUCGCCGUCCGCUUUAAUAGGAACACGUGUACACCUGCGGUUCUCCAAAUCAUUCGCUCAUGUAGCAGCAGCACAAGGCUUAAAGUCAUGCAGAUACAGGUCAAGAGCUUCAGUCAGUGUUCACAGAAAACAUCAGAAUGGGGGGGAAAGUGCGCUCUCUGUGACUUUAACUGUGGCAUGGUUGAUUGAGUACCCCCCCCCCUCCAGAACAGUCUCUAGAGUUUAUACAGAAUGAUGCGAAAUACAAAAGAAACAUCCUGUGUUCGUUUAAAAAAAAAAAAAAAAAAAAAAAAUUUUUUACAUUCAUGAAAUCAAGCGAUUACAUAAUUGGAGUUCCCUAUUCAUUUGCAAUAAAAAUUUCUUAUUUUCAUCCCUGAUAUACAAGCAUUUUGACCGGCGUCAACUGAUUUCUUCGACAGUGUGAACGCAAAGAAAGAAAUUCAAUACAAAGAGAAAUAACUAAGGCUGCAGUACAUAACCUUUGGGAAUUUCGACCCUCUCUGCUAGAAAUAUUUUAUUAUAGGAGGUCCUGUGCUCUGCCGCUUCGUCGAUUGCUGCACAUGGCAAGCCGAGAAAUAUUUAAUGCGGUGAUGAGAAAAACAUCAAACGUACAGUGUGAACUAUUUCCAAGACCAGGAUUAACUUUUUUUUUUUUUUUUUUCUUUCAAAAAUUUGAAAUUUUUUCAAAUGCACUUACAUACAAGACACACGCAAGCUACUAACCACCCACCAUUUAAUACAUUAACGUCUAUAGUCCAAAGUACACUGAACAAGUGUUUACAGUUUUAUGAACUGUAUCUACAUAUGAUAUAUUUGACAGGCAUAUAAGACCAAAGGGGUUUUUUUUUUUUUGUAUUCAGAAAAUGUCUCAAGGUAAAAUGUUUUAAAACGGUAGACUAUAAAAAAACAACAUUGUAGUAGGUUUACGCUACAGUUUCCUACCUUAUAAUCAAUUGCCACACCCACACAAACUGUCUCCUGCUUUAUGAAUGUGUGUAUAAUUACACAAUCUUAAGGGGAAGAGAGAGAGAGAAAAAAAAGAAACUUACCCCUGGAACAGGUUUUAAAGAUGGAUUGAUGAACAUUUUACUGUCCUGACCUUGGAAUUAUAAAGAUUUAUCCAUCUUUUCUUUGCAAAAAAUAUAAUAAAUAUGUUAUUUACAUGCCA